Owenia fusiformis is the source of this 744-nucleotide messenger RNA. NCBI's taxonomy places the organism in Eukaryota, Metazoa, Annelida, Polychaeta, Sabellida, Oweniidae. The record is from the annotation of a GenBank genome assembly.
AUGCAAUACUUUACAUGUACGCUCGCUCUGCUUACGCUUUUUGCCGUAGGGUCAUUAGCUGAAGAUGUCGAGCUUUUAAAGCGUCUCCUCACUGAGUUGGAAAUAGAACUUGAAGAAAGAAACGAACCCAACAAAUACGAAAGAAAGGCAAUAGAAAACUGUGUGAAUGCGAUUAAAGAUUGGGAUGAUAAAGGGCUCAAGUCGCUCUGUGCAGAAUAUGUCGGUAAAGGCUAUUGUGAAACGACAGAAGCAGUGCCGAAAAAUUGUGCAACUAGUUGCAAACAAUGUGCUCAUGCUAAGCCGGCUGAAAACUGUCUAAAUGCGAUUGAAGGCGGGGGUGAUAAAUGGCACAAUUUGCGCUGUGAAAUAUUUGUCAAUAGCGCCUCUUGUAAAACGGGGGUAGUGAGGACAAAUUGUGCAGCAAGUUGCGCAUGUGGUACUGUUAGGCCGGCUGAACCGUGUAUGGACAUGUCGUCGGAUUGUGAUUUCGCGACCAAGGAUGAUUGUGAAAAUAACGCCAUUGUGAAACGAGGAUGCAAGAAAACAUGCAACCUUUGUUGAAUAUGUACAAAAUGUACUGACUGAAUGAACGAAUAUACUCUGGACAAUUGAACACCCAAAGAUUAUACUCUUUCGUCUUUCCCCGUUUACAAAAAUGUAAAAGAGCCUUAAAAAUGAAGUUUAUUUGUAAUUAUAAAAUUCUGCAGGAAAAUAAAUACAUCUGAGAUACAUGAAUUUAAUUGA